Messenger RNA from Diachasma alloeum, 799 nucleotides. RefSeq lists its product as uncharacterized. The record is from RefSeq and is a predicted model, not a curated record. Bases 34 to 654 code for a protein of 206 amino acids. Lineage: Eukaryota; Metazoa; Arthropoda; Insecta; Hymenoptera; Braconidae. The transcript is spliced from 3 exons.
UUUGCAUCUUAAGCCGAAACAGGAGUUGCUGAAAUGAAAAUCAGGAAGGAACUCUCCGCUGCAAUAUUUCCGUUGUUGAUUCAAUUAACAGUGAGUGAAAUACUUCUACCAACAUUACUGCCAGAAACUAUCCUACAAUGGAGUGGAAACAUUUGGGAUUACCUCUCCGACACUUCAAUCGAACUGAUGGGCCUUACAGACGAUUCAAACAACUUGAUAGAAGUAUGGCAUUACCUCGGACAUACCCGACAAGUUGCAAUGAACCUGCUCAUGGAUUCCACGGGAGGAACAAUCAAAAAGGAUCUCAUUCUCCUCCAUCUACUUGAUAAAAUUCACGGCCUUGAUUCCACCUUCAAUAGUUUUAAAGAAAAAGUGUUAUUAGAUGAUGAACCAGGGCCAAUCGCUGAUUUGUGUCUCUUCGCGACGCAACAAUUGUAUACUGACAAGUUGAGAAAAAAAGUUGAUGCAGUAAUCGAUAUCCUGUUUCCGAGGGGUACAACUCACUUUGUCGAAAGAAGCAGCUUCUCCGAAACGGAUAGCUAUUUCGCUAAUAGCAAGGAGAUUCUAUCAUCCCACUGGAAAAUUAUUGGGUCAUUGUGGAGUGAAGACUAUUACAUCCAACGUAGCGUACAGAGAGAAAAUGACAUAUGGUAGGCAGCAAAGGUCGGCCGAUGAAUCACAAUCAAAUAAGUAUAUUGAGAUUGACGCUAGUCGUCACGUGGGACUCCCAGGACUAGUUACAUUACCGUACUUCGAUGCAUUACCAGCUGUAUCGCAUCCGCCAUCUCCACUGGGAGGA